GGUGUCGUUCCGCAGUACAUACUUUCUCAGAGUCUCCCUCAGCUGAAGGAAAUAUAGAGUUUUGAUUGUAGAAGACGCAACUAUCUUUUUGAGAUGGGCUGAGGCUCGAUAGUUGCCAGUCAAAGGAUAGAAACAUGGCUUUAUUGGUAGGUUGAACUUUGAAGCUCUAAUAUUGACUUCUGGGACCAGACAUUCUCUUUCUCCUGUGUAGACGCGUGAAAGAGAAUUGGCUUCAUAGUUGGACAGUAUGCGGUGUUUUUCCUUUGAUUUCCCCAUCCUGCUGUAGGUAGUGGUUCGACAUGGUGGUGAUCAGUCUACAGCGUUGCAUAUUGACGAGCCAGUAGUUACACAUAUAUCAAGACUGGCUGUUGCAAGAUUGAAAACAAUAAAGCUGUUCAUUGUCUAGUCUAGUAACUACCUCUCAACGUGAUCGAUCCUCUGGAAAAAGUCUCAGAGUAUUAACUUGAUCGUGAAGAGAGAAACGGCGUGCAGUUGGAAGCAGGUGGAGUAAUUCGCUUCUUGGGCUGGUGAGGCCUGCACGUGCUUCCGUGGACCACGCACCCCACCAGUAGCGCUUCGAAUAAGCGAGCCCAACUUCGAAGUCCGCGUCGCGUCUUCCUUCAACUUUCUUCAACACCUCGAAUUCUGUACAGCACCACAUUUCGAAGAGAACACGAUUGUCGGCUUUUUAGGCCUUUGGCCGACAGGCCAAGAUGGCGAAACCCUCGGGCAGCACCAGAGCCGCGCCGCUGAAGACAUAUUCAAGACGCGUCAACAUCACCACAGAGAAGCCUCCUGGCAAGAGGAAGCUCUCCGAGGACUUUCAAGCUGUUGUUGAACUACCUCCUGCAAAGAAAUUCGCGCGAUCAUCGAUUCAAAGCUACUUCCAGCCUUUGUCAAGCUGCCCGAGUCCGGCGCCUAUUCGAUCUAGUCUACAAUCUUCCGAUAACCUCGAGCUGGUUCCAACUCCGCCUACUUCGCCCCCUUCUAGAGCAGCUAGCCCUUCGAUUCCGCAUCGGAAAAUUCAGAGAAGACCGAAAAGGCGCAUUUCCACCCGACCGAAAGAGCUGCCAAUUGUCAAGAUGUCUCAAGGCUCCGAAUCAUCGCAAAGUGUGUGCUCCCAGUGCAUCGACGACUACAUUUGUCACCGUCAUCAGCAAAAUUACCCACUCUCCGAUCAUUAUGCUGAGGAAGGCGGCGAAAGUAGCAGUCAAACAUGCGAGUCUGGCGUUGGCACUCCAAAUGCGACGAGCUCUCCCAUCCCCAUCCCUCGACUUCGAGCCCAAAGAAUGACGCAGUCCCAGCUUUCGCUCGGCAACACCGAUUCCCAGGUGGUCUGCGAGGAAUGCGGCUCGCGCUAUGACAAGACUUUGACGGAAGAUCGUGCCUCGCACUCUGAUAUGCAUGAGGAGAGAAUCAAUUGUGGUUCAUCUGGUGUCAAUCUUUGCGGUGUCACUCUUCAAGGCGGCGGAGCUGGCGUAACUUAUUUCGAUGGUAAGAAGCUCUUCUUCAUCAGAGUCAAGCGCAAUGAUGCUGCUGUGGUUCGCUCUUUCGCACGACGUGUUGUUGAGAAGGUUGACGGAGAAUUGGGAUAUCCGAAGGUUGAUGACAUGUGGUCCGAGACUGAGAAUCCAGACCCAGAGUUCGCUGGAAAAAGCACCGAACGAUUCCAGGUCUUCAUUGCUAUGGUUGAUCGUCGUCCUGUUGCCGCUAUCAUCGCAGAGCCUAUCGUACGAGCUGUAGCCUUUGCCAGAAUUCUCAAGCCAGGCCAGGGUGGCAAUGGAGAAGAAGAAGUCCACAGAGACCAUGUUGUCAACGACAUUGUCAUGAGCGUUGACCGCAUCUGGGUUGAUGAAAAGUAUCGCCGGGGCGCUUUUCAUGGUGUCCACCUUGCUAGGAUUCUGCUCGACAUUGCUCGCAGCCAUUUCGUUGGCAGCUACACCAUCCCUCGGGCACGGGUUGCGUUCUCUAGACCAACAAACCAAGGCUACAAAUUCGCUUGCGACUACUUCCGAGGUUCUCACGAUCAGCUGUUUCCGGAUAUCAAGGCCACGUUACUUAUCAAUGUCGAUUCCGAAACUCCCAUCACUCGUAUGCGGCCUGCAGAAAUCACAUCGCAGCUACAAUCGACCCUUGGACCGGUCUGAAUUGGCGCAAUCUGAAGUUGACGGGGCCUGGAAUUGUGUUAGCAUGAGAUUCAGAGCGUAUGGGAUCGUGACGGAAGGUUUAUUUGUACCUCAUUGAAAUCAUCCAUCGGAAUGACUUGACUGUGCUGCAUUGCAUAGAAGGCAUCUGGCAUUUGGGGAGUUCUUGUGUUUACGGCAAUACCCAUGCAUAAAAGGCGUUUGCGGAAUGAAAGUUAGAAUGAGUGUCAAUUUCAGACACAAUACACCGUACUUUUCAGGAGCCUUUUGGUAUGUGACAAUGACCAUGUUGAACUGGUAAUUCAACUCCAGAAGAAAGUAUCCUGUGUUGACACGAGAAACCCAACUGAAUUGUAUUUCAAAUGCAUCUUAACAGAAGGCCUCUACUUGCUAUAGCUAUGUUUCCCACAUUCCAAAUCUUAUGCGUGUCGUUAGAAGUUUCCAUCGUAUUGGUUUUCAGGAUCGUCAGAAACUCGAGAAGGGAUGAACUGCUUGGCAAGAUAUAAUAAUUGUCUUGAGGCUUGACUCAAUUUCAUAACUCCCAACCCUUUGGUCUAAGAGCGUAACAGACUUCACUCCGGCCCACAGUAAUGAUUUGUUUCGGCGCAAAUCCCAGCAAAAGUCUGUGGUUCCAGAUCUGGGGAAAAGUGUACGAUCCUUGGGUAAACCCCAGCGCCGAUUGUGGGGAAAGCCGCCAGCGUGCGCAUGCCCUGAGCCUGCCUGCCAAAUAAGCUUCGAGGCCGAGCGAGCCCGCGCCAUUUGAUAAGACAAGAUCAAGACGCCUCACCAUCACCGAGCUUCCGGCCCACGCAA
Cadophora gregata is the source of this 2957-nucleotide messenger RNA. RefSeq names its product N-acetyltransferase O1 (Establishment of cohesion protein 1) (gene ECO1). Bases 714 to 2147 code for a protein of 477 amino acids. Gene Ontology annotation, molecular function: protein-lysine-acetyltransferase activity. The transcript is spliced from 2 exons. Gene Ontology annotation, biological process: mitotic sister chromatid cohesion. Gene Ontology annotation, cellular component: chromatin; nucleus. The record is from RefSeq and is a predicted model, not a curated record. Lineage: Eukaryota; Fungi; Ascomycota; Leotiomycetes; Helotiales; Ploettnerulaceae.